AUGGAAAAUUACGAGGCAUUUGUAGGCUUUGACCUCUGUAAGAUACCACUCUCCAGUGUUGCUCAGAAGAUUAUGUCUGCUAUGCAUUCAGGUGAUUUAGUGGAGUCUAAGAAUUGGACAGAGAGUGAAAAGACUGCAGAAGUGGUGGACACAUCCAGUGUUAGGUAUUCAGGACUACUUGAAGAUGGGAAGAAUCAAUCACUGGAAAAAAAGAAUCUUAAUUCUCUUACGAGCCAGACAUCAAGAGUUUCCAUCAAGUUCUCUUCUCAGUCCUCCAGUAUCAGACUCACAGAUCAACUGUCUGCUGACCAAAGCCAGAAGAAUAUCAGCUCAUUGGCUUCUUCCAGGUGUUUAAUUCCACAGUGUGACCAAGAGGCUUCAGUUCCACAGAAAAUGGAACAUAAAAGAAAACACGUACCAAAGGAAAACAUAAAUAAUGAAAACAAUGAAGAAAGCAUGAGUCUUAAAAGAAAACAUAUCACAUGUAAUAAUUCUUCAGAGAAAACAAGUAAACUUACGACAUUGGAAGAAGAUGCUGAUGAGGUUGAAACCUACCUAAAUUCUAGGAACUCAAAGGCAUUCACAAACAAUUUUUGUGAUAUUCGGUAUUUGGAUGCUUUGAAGAAAAGCCAGCUGAUUGAAAUGCUCAAACAGGCAGUAGCUGUGGUGGUAACUCUGAUAUAUAAGGAUGGCUCAACUCAGCUGAGAGCAGACCAGGCUCUGGUUUCCUCCGUUGAAGGCAUUGUGAUGUUACCAAGGAGCCAUGCAGAGAAAGGCAGUGGUCCUCUGGCUGCCCCAGCCCCUGACAGUGUUCUGGAGGAAGGCUUCAUGCCCAGUGAUCAGUGUAUCUACAUAAAAACUGAGCCCUCUUCUAUUUGGGGCCAAGAAGAAGAGGCACAUCAUCAAUUUGCCAGGAAGGUGCUGCUUCAAACACUGAAAUGUAAAUGUCCUGUUAUUUGUUUCAACGCCAAGGAUUUUCUGAGAACAGUGAUGCAGUUUUUUGGUGAUGAUGGCAGUUGGAAGUGUGUUGCUGACUUUGUAGGGCUGGAUCCCAGAAUAGCUGCAUGGCUUAUAGAUCCUACUGAUGCUGCACCCUCUUUUGAAGAUUUAGUGGCAAAAUACUUUGGAAACUCCAUCACAGUUAAGGUGAACAGCACAUAUGGAAAUUCCUCAAGAAAGACUGUGAAUCAGAAUGUACAUGCGAACCUGAGGGUGCUCUACAGACUUACGAUGAGCCUUUGUUCCCAGCUCAAGGUUUAUGGUUUAUGGCAACUGUUUUGUACUUUGGAGCUUCCUCUGAUACCAGUUUUGGCAGUGAUGGAAAGCCACAGCAUUCAGGUGAACAAGGACGAGAUGAAGAGGACUUCAGCACUUCUUGGGUCUCGUCUCAAGGAACUGGAGCAAGAAGCCCAUUUUGUUGCAGGAGAACAGUUUCUUAUAACGAGCAGUAAUCAGCUUCGAGAGAUCCUGUUUGGCAAGCUGCAGCUGCACCUGCUGCGUCCACAGGAGACUCUUCCCAAAACUGGGCUCCGGAGACACCCGUCCACAUCAGAAGCCGUGUUAAAUGCUCUGCAAGACCUUCAUCCAUUACCCAAAAUAAUUUUGGAAUAUAGGCAGGUUCACAAGAUCAAGUCAACCUUUGUAGAUGGAUUACUAGCUUGCAUGAAAAAGGGCUCCGUUUCCUCCACGUGGAACCAGACUGGAACCGUGACCGGAAGACUGUCAGCCAAGCAUCCU
Messenger RNA from Lipotes vexillifer (Yangtze River dolphin), 1737 nucleotides. Its product is annotated as DNA polymerase nu. The record is from RefSeq and is a predicted model, not a curated record. Gene Ontology annotation, biological process: DNA-templated DNA replication; double-strand break repair. The transcript has 14 exons. Gene Ontology annotation, molecular function: DNA binding; DNA-directed DNA polymerase activity. The annotation marks the transcript as partial. NCBI's taxonomy places the organism in Eukaryota, Metazoa, Chordata, Mammalia, Artiodactyla, Lipotidae.